AUGAAUGUAAAAACGAAAUCGAUUUAUUUUCUUUCUGCUUCUCGCUUUCAAAGUUAUUAUCAUAAUCAAGUUCGUCGUUUACAAUCUAUUGCGUUAAGACGUGAAGAUAAAAGUCAUUGGGAACGUCGUGUGGCUUUAACACCAGAUACUGUUUCUAGAUUAAUAAAAGAAACUGGUGUUAAAAUAUAUGUUCAGCCAUGCAAUAAACGAAUAUUUAACAAUAAUAAAUUCAUAAAUGCUGGAGCGAUUGUUCAGGAAGAUAUCUCAAACGCAGAUGUUAUUUUGGGAAUUAAAGAAGUCCCAACAAAAUCUCUAAUUCCGAAUAAAACUUAUAUGUUCUUUUCACAUACUCAUAAAGGCCAGUUAUAUAACAUGUAUAUGUUACAAGAUAUACUUGAUAAGAAAAUUAGGUUAAUUGAUUAUGAAUUAAUGACUGAUGCACAAAAACGACGUUUAGUUUUAUUCGGGACCCACGCUGGAAUGAUCGAUGGACUUCACGGUUUGGGACGAAGACUUCUAGGCUUGGGCUAUAAUACUCCAUUUAUGCAUAUCGCUAUGUCUCAUACGUACAAGUCUUUAGAGUUGGCAAAAUCUGCUGUUAAAGAUAUAGGUGACGUAAUUUCCGAUGAAGGUCUUCCAAAUGAUUUUAAUCCUAUGACUUUUGUCUUUACUGGGACUGGAAACGUCUCUAAUGGCGUGCAAGAAAUAUUUAAAUGUCUGCCACACGAAUAUAUUAGAGUAAAAGAUUUGCAAGAAUGUAUCAAGGCACCUCAUAAAUUUAGCAACCGUAAAGUAUAUGGAUGUCAAGUGUAUCUUGAAGACUAUUUAAUUAACAAAAUAACCGGAAAGUUUGGUACAAAAGAAGAUUAUUACAAUUAUCCUGGCAAUUAUCAUUCACUAUUUCAUACAAAGAUCGCUCCGUACACGUCAAUGCUUAUUCAUGGUUCUUAUUGGGACUCGCGAUAUCCUCGACUUAUUACCAAAGAUCAACUUUGCGAGAUACAAAAAAACUCUAAUAAUAGCAGAUUGUUGUGCAUUGCUGAUAUAAGUUGCGAUAUUGAGGGCGCUUUAGAAUUUUCUCAUUCAACAACUAUCGAUGAUCCAUUCUUUUAUAUAGAUGCUGUCGAAAAUGUUGAACAUAAAAAAGACGAAGGUAAAGGAACACAGAUCAUGGCUGUAGAUAUUUUGCCUACAGAAAUUCCUCGUGAAAGUAGUGAACAUUUUAGCAGGUCACUCUAUCCCUUUAUGAAAGACUUGAUCAAUGGAACCAUUGAUGACAAUUCAGUGCUCUUUAAUGCCACCAUCACAAAAGAUGGUCGGCUUAUGGAUGCACACUCUAAAUUGUCUAAUUUUUUACCAGGAAAUUAUUUAUCUCAAUUUCGAGAAAAUAACUUCUAUUCGCCUUUUAUUGGCAAGCCGGUUAUAGGAUGUAACCCUAAUGAAACUUACUGGAAAAUAUUUUGGCCAGUAAAGUGA
Cetraspora pellucida is the source of this 1476-nucleotide messenger RNA. The record is from the annotation of a GenBank genome assembly. Lineage: Eukaryota; Fungi; Glomeromycota; Glomeromycetes; Diversisporales; Gigasporaceae.